AUGAGCACUGUAGACUCAUAUGGACCUGCUUCUCAAACUCUUACUUUUCUAGACACUGAAGAAGCAGAUUUCGGCGCAGAUACACAGGGAAGCGAGUACGAAUUUCACGAUUUCACUGUCCCAUCACAAACACAAACUCAGUCGCAAGCUUCACAGCCUGAAAGUAGUCAACCUUUAGUCAACGGAAAUGUCGUAGACAAGAAGGAAGAGCUUAACAAUGGCCCAGUAGCAGUGAAUGAUGAUUCAAAGGUAGAUGGCGGAGUUGCAAAGGUUAACAACUCGUUGGGUGAGCUCAACUUCGAGGAAGACGAAGAUGAAACCUAUUACACGAAAGAUCUUCCGGCCUACGCAUGCAGGUGUGUUAAUUUUGAAAGCAGUUAUUUGAAUUUUUAGUAGUUAAAAUGAGGCUUUUCAAAUUAGAUAUAUGUAUGAAAGUUUAAACCACAGUGCGUGUUUUCGGUAAGUUAGAAAUUGCUGGAAACUGACUUGAGGUUUACGUACCUCCUUAUUGUGAAAAUUUCUCGAAGUUUUCAGUUUUAGCCUUUGUAAUGACGCUGCCCUUGAGCAAAAUUUCAUCCUUACUCAGCAAAGUCAUCAUAGGAGAAACUCUUUUGGUUGCAUUAUUUUUUGGCUUAAUAGGAUUGAAAAAAGUUAUAAAAUGACCGUAGUGUGAUAACGGUUUUGAUGGAGACUGUUUUUUCACCGAUUGAGCAUUUCUACUUUGCAAUAUACAACAUCAUAAUAAUUGGUAAGCUUAUUAUGUAACUAAGUAUUGUAAUAUUUUGUUUAUAUUAUUAUUAUUAAUAUUAUUAUUCAUUAUUAUUAUCGUUGUUAUUAUUUUAAUCAUUAUUAAUAGUGUUAUCGUCAUCUCUAAUUUGCACAGUUAUUUAUUGUCUUGGAGCCAAUAAAAUUUAUACUUUAAGUCUGGUCCUAUCCCAAGACCUCAGACUUCAAAAGUACAAGAAGUAGAGAGACUUUGGUAAAGUUCUGACCCUAUUUGGUAUUCCUGUUUCCUUCAAAUAAUUGCUCUUGAAUGGUAUGAAGUGAGCUGUGAUGUUGCCAUCUUCAAAAACUCUGUGUUAUGGCGGGGGAACAGUUCUCUUGAUCAGGUUAAGUCCAUGCAAGUGGUAUUGUGGCUGAACGAUUCUGAAAAUUCUCUGCUGUUUCAUGUAUGUAAGUAGAUGUUCUCAGAUUGUAAAGUAAACGAGUGUUUAAACUAUUUUCAGGUACUGUGGAGUCCAUGACCCUGCAUCUGUUGUUCAGUGUAUUCAGUGUAAGAAGUGGUUUUGUAAUGGUCGAGGAAAUACUGCAGGAAGGUAGGCAAUGUUUUUAUUUGUUGAUAUUAAAAAUCAAAAAUAGUCGAAGUCAAUUUCCUCCAGACAAUCUUGGAGGCAGAAAAACAGUGCCAUAAAGUUGGCCAAUUUUCACUUGGUUGUCAGUAACUGAAACUUUUUAGUCCAUAACUUAACUCCUGGGCCCGGCUCCUGGAAGGCUGAUUAGCACUAAUCUAGGAUUUAACCAACUGCCUCACAGAUUAAAGGUUUGUUCCACUCUUUGUGUUUACCAUCCUAUGCAUCACUUAGAGUAUUAAACAUUAAAUUUUUUGUGUUAUCAUUACUCUAUCUCAGAGUAAAGGCUCAACAGCAUUCUGCAAGCUUGCAUUACAUGUUCUUAGACAAGAAAACCAUGCUUAAAAUUUGGCUUAAUCUAAAGUUAGUUGAACUUAACCAUCUUUCAGGGAACUGGGCCCUCAUGUUUAAGCACCCAAGGCUUCCUUCCCUUUUCUUUGGGGCAUGUGGCUUCCAUUAUAAUUUUGACAAAACUUUAGUCUUCCUUCUUAUAAUACAGUUAUUGAGUGUUUUAUACAUCAAAUGCAAAUAAGGCAGACCUCUCAACCGGCCCGAGUCUAGCUGUUCAAAAGCGAGGCUAGAAAGGCCUCAAAAGUUUAGUUUUGACUUCUUGUCUUAGUGAUUGAAUUGAUGAAUACAGUUUCCUCUGAGUUGUUGUAUGCCUGACUGCUACCAAAAAGGAGAUUUAACUAAAAAACAAAGUAUGGACCAUUAAUGGUUACUUAUUUCCUUUACCUUGACAGCCAUAUUGUUAACCACUUGGUCAGGGCCAAACACAAAGAGGUGACACUGCACAAAGAUGGCCCCCUGGGAGAGACAAUCCUAGAGUGUUAUAACUGUGCCUGUCGCAAUGUGUUUCUGCUUGGUUUUAUCCCAGCCAAGGCUGAUUCUGUUGUGGUACUCUUAUGUAGGUCAGUACACAAUCAAGGGACUACCAAGGCAGCAGAUUUUCUCUGAAACAAUAUUAAAGGAAUACCGUAAAAUUCUGAAAAUAAGCCCCUCCUGGGAGCUUGCACUUGGAAAAUUGCCAUCAAAUACAAAGUAAAAUAAAGCAAAAACAGUAAAUUUACUUCCAACUGUAAGGCUAGCCCAACCAAUUUUGAAAUGCAAAUUUCCCUCUGUAGAUAAGCCCCUCCAAAAAUAGGCCACUCAAAAAGGGCCUUUGAAAAAUGUAAGCUCUGGGGCUUAUUUUCAGAAUUUUACGGUAUUAAUGGACUUGGUGGCUGGUAAUCACAUUACAAACUCUUCCUUUAGUGAAUAUAUGAAAGCAAGGCAAUUUAGAAAAGAGAAACUAUGUGUCAAAUUUGUCAGAAGUCACUUGGGCUUUUCUUCUGGCAUCCCUUGAAUUGUUGAUUGCACUGGACCACAUUCUCAUAGUCAAGGCCAAAGUAGCAUGCUAGACCCUGUCGUCUUACACUUUAUCAGCAGUACAAAUUGUACAUAACUCAUCUGGUUGAAAAGCUAAUAUUGUUAAAAUUUUCAGUUACUUAUGCUUCCACUCUCAUGUGUUUGCCUUUACCUUAUCCUUUAAUUUUGGAUUAUUAACCAUCCUUUAGGCAACCUUGUGCAACCCAGAGUAACUCCAAGGAUAUGAAUUGGUAAGGACAAGCUUUCUGCUUCCACUUUUCACUCAAGUACACCUUUUUGUCCAUGUUCCUUGAAAUUACCCGCUAAUUUUCUGUCCAAUCAUUCAGGGAUCAAGCCCAGUGGCAGCCACUGAUCAAUGAUCGUUGUUUCUUGUCGUGGCUUGUUAAGGUUCCUCCUGAUGAGGACCAGCUCAGGGCGAGACAGGUAAAGUACUGUUUUAAGGUUUGUUGACAGUCCAAUGCGAGUCUUGAUUCUCAACGUCAUUCUCCUUUCUUGAUUCGCAUUUCCUGCACAAAAUGAGAGUUGAGAAAGGAAAACCAGUGGACCUAAUGCAAAAAUGGCUGCUAGAUUAAUAUUCUUGAGGUAUUCUUUUGAAUUUUAGAGUUAAGAGCAAGGCUAGUCAGGUUAAUUUAAAUUUCAACUAAGGAAUAUUAAUCCAGCAGCCAUUUUUUGGAGAAUCAAUUUGCGGAUCGGGUCUCUUGAAGCAGAAAACAGUGGAUUCACCCAUGACUGAUUUCUUGAUAAUUUUACCUUGACAUGACACAAAACGGAUUGCAAACACAGCAUAGCUAAUGCACAAGCAGCUUUAUGCGUAAGAUCAAAACAAGACCAAGUUAAGUGAAUGUGUCUUCAAGGAUAUCUGUACCGAGCUUCUCCUUAAAUACCGUUUCAAAUACCCUCUUCAAAUUCAAACAAGCAGUGUAUACGUGUGUGCAAGCAAGAAAAUGAAUAAUAGCAUGUUCAUAUUGUAAUGUCAAAUGAUUCUGAGCUUAUUUGGCAGCUGAGCCAGGUAGAUUAAGGUAUGUCCAUAACUUGACUAACCUGUAGCUCUGAAAUUGUGUUAGUGAUUGAACUGAAAAAUUUCUUGAAACAAUCAUUUUGUUUUGUAACAAUAGCAUACUGUCUUACUACACUAUAUUAUUGAAAUCAGGGCUAUUGAUAGCCAUUCAGUUGAGAGAAUUUUUGUUAUAUUUGUGAUGAUUACAGUUGUAAUAUAAAACUGUGAAAGGUUUGAACCCAGGAGUCACCUCAUAAGUAGGUUGAGCAUGAUCAUCCGGGUGGACAUAGUCCUUAAGAGGUCUUUUGUUGACAUUGACGGACGUUUUGACAACCUAUGCAGUAGUCAUCUUCAGAGUCAAAGUGAGUUGUUUCACAUCAGUUGGUGGUAUUGAACUCUGGUUAUUUACUGACAAUAACCAGAGUUUAAUACCAUCAAUUGACGUGAUACAACUAACUUUGACUCUGAAGAUGACUACUGCCAAGUUAUCAAAACAACAGUCAGUGUCAGCGAUAGUCCUAUUCAGGACUACGUUCACCCGGACGAUCAUGCUGAACCUACUUAUUUGUUAUUGUGCAGCACACUGUCAAAGCAUAAGUUAAGGUAAAAGAAUGUAUUAAUGUCUGUAACACACGCAUACCAUGAAUUUGUUACUUUUAUUCUAGAUUUCAGCCCAGCAGAUCAACAAGCUUGAAGAACUGUGGAAGGUGGGGCUAUAUUUCUUUCUCCAUCUUUCUGCCUUUGUCUUUUUUGUGGUUUUACCAUCCUUCUACUCAUCAGUCUGGUGAGGACAUUGAAUGUUUUCUAGUACUUAUAGUGAACAAGAGCUAUUUCCAUAUCUCUAGGACAACCCGGAAGCCAGAUUGGAAGAUUUGGACAAGCCUGGAGUUGAUGAUGAACCACAACAGGUUCUUCUGAGGUUUGCAAUUUUUGUUUUUUAAGUUUUUGUAUUGAGAUAACUAGAUGCAGUAACAAUAGUCCUAAGUCCAAAAUAGCUCACAGUAGUCAGACUAUUUAGAUGUAAAAGAAACUUGAAUUCAAGCAUGUGAUUUGGACAAACAUCCAUGUAUGUUGUUGUUACCAUGUAUACCAUUGUGGCAUCUUAAAGUCCCUAUUAUUUUUUCACAGCAGCUGAUUGUUAAUUCAUUUAUGCAGGUAUGAAGAUGCUUACCAAUAUCAGAACAUAUUUGGGCCACUUGUUAAACUAGAGGCAGACUAUGACAAGAAACUUAAAGAGUCUCAGGUUAUUAUCUUACUUGUAGCAUCCAUAUUCAUCAGGGUUGUCAUUAAGAGCCAGGGGCCGGGGAUUUUCCCCGGCUACUAAGAGAGUGGCCCCCGGCUACUUUUAUUGGAAAAUAGAAAGAAAAUAGAACCAAAAGAAAUCCCUUGCCGUUUGAUUCCCCGCCUACUUGUUGUAUUUACCCGGCAACUUGAAAUCUUAGUGACAACCCUGCAUACUCAUUGUGCGGUUCAUAUUUUAAAGGUUGUUAUAGUUUUGUUUUCGUUAUGUCCACAGCAUAGAUACAAUCACAUUGCUGAAUUUAAACUAUAAUCUUUAGAUACUGUUGAGAUUGAGAGAGUCAAAGAAAUAGCCAGACUUUAGCUCCCCUUUUGCUAUUGUGUCAGUACCAUAGAGUGAUAUUUAGCUUUUGUAUUUAAUAUUAGUAACAAAAUAUCGUCAGGGUUCGCACGCACCUUGGAAGUCCUUGAUAGUCCUUCAAGGCCUUGAAAGUCCUUGAAUUCUGUGCUAACUUUAUCCAACCCGGAUUCUCAAGUGCCUACAAGAGCAAAAAGAGAAAGACCUUUAGGAUAAAAUUGCUCAUGUUGUGGAAGAGCUAAAAAAUAGACUCAAGGCUCUUUUUUGCACUGAGUGGAGUCCUUGAAAAAUGGGAAAUGUGUCCGUGAAAAUCUUUGAAAGUCCUUGAGUUUCUGGUUCAAAAAUGGUAUGAUCCCUGAAUUUUUAGACAUUAAGAAUAAUCUCUGGAGGCAGGUGUGCUGUUUUUGAGCUAGAAACAUGCCCGAAAGUUGAGAAAAAUGAAAUAUGAGCAGAACACGCUGAUCAAAAACAUAUAAAAGACUUACCUUUGGCACGACAGUUUGCUUUAACAGCAGUCAAACUUCAUUGAAGUGUUUGGUGGCAGAACUUUUCUUUUCUUUCUAACAGAUGUUAAGGUACAAAUUUCGUUGUAAUUCUUUUUAAGUGAAGCACUGUACAUAAGUCUUUUUUUAUGAGUAUUGAAUAAAGACUUUUUGUUAUUAAAAAUUAUUAUUAUGACGAUGAUGAUGAUGAUGAUGAUGAUGAUGCAGUAUUAAAUGUAAGAAUGCAAACUGUUAACCAUGUAGGGCACACGGCUUAAACUAUGUGGCCUGCAAGGGAUUAAAUUGUUUUUAAAAAACAAACUGCGUUACAGAAUUUUUCAAAGGCAAAAUUUAAAAAAAUUGUGAUGAUACAGAAAAAUAAAAGUGAAGAUAAUAAAAUGCAACUAAGAAAUAAGAAGUAAUACAUUUUUCGAAUCUAGACCAAUCCUUAAAAAUCACUUGAACGAAACGUGGACCUAAUAUGUCCUUACUAAGUUCAGUUAAAUAGUCAAACAACAGUUGCCUCGAAAGUACGUGCUAUGUUAAGCAAGCACAAGAUUUGUUAUUAGUAUUAUGAUAGCUGAAAGUGACCAGCUCUAGUUACAGUAUGUUCCCCCCCCCUCCCGCCUCACCCCUGUAUACCCAGUCAUUUCAGCCUCCUAUGAAAAUCACUUAAGCCAUAAUCAACCCUUCCUCUUUUUAUCUGCAGACUCAAGAUAACAUUGUUGUACGCUGGGACAUUGGUUUGAACAAGAAAAGGAUUGCAUACUUCACAUUUCCUAAAACAAAUGACGAUAUGCGGCUUAUGCAGGGUGAUGAACUGCGACUGAGAUAUGUUGGUGAACUGCACAAACCUUGGCAGGGAGUUGGACAUGUUACCAAAGUGCCAAACAGUAUCCUUUUGUGAACAACUGGGCCAGCAUGUAGCUCAUGAAGCCACCACUCACUUAUUUAGGGCCCUUUAGUGGUGAGGACAGUGCUAUUUCAAAUUUGCAAUUUUUUUUUAUCCAUUUCCUGAGAUUUUCCAGAAUCUUUUAACUUUGGAUGGCAAUGACAAAACAUGCAAUAAGGUUAUUAACCUCCUGUGAAUACUACCCUUUUGUCAAUGACAAAUAUUUUUCAUGUAGUCACAUUUUUACCACAGAUUUAAGUCUCAUUUAAAGGGAACCCUUUUCUGUGAAGUGGAUAUCAGAUUUGUAGUAAGCAUUUCUCUGAGUGCAACAGAAAUGUAACAUUUCACUCUUUCAAGCAACCAUUCCAUUAUACAGUGUACAUGUAUCCUUGGUCAAUGAACUGUUGGUGAGGUAAUUUCAUUCUACCUCUAAAAUCUCUGCUAUUCAAGAAAUGUUUAUGAUUCAUUUUGUAUGCGUGUAAGGUUACCUACAUAUAGAUAAUUCCUUGACACACACCCCAUAGACUUUGGUGAAGAAGUUGGAAUUGAGCUACGCAGCAAUCUUGGUGCUCCAGUGGAGUGCACACAUAACUUUGUGGUGGAUUUUGUAUGGAAAUCGACUUCUUUUGACAGGUGAAAGAAAAUCACUGACAGAAAUUAUGAUAAAUUGUUAAUUUGUAUGUUAUCCCGUUUUUGCUCAGAUAGAAAUAGUUUAUUGUAAUAUGUCAUUGUCUGGAUGGUGUCGAUUUAAAAGUUGUACUAAGUGUUUUGUUUUAAUCCUCGAAUAAAGGGCACAGUUUUUCUGAUUGGGUGUGGCAUUUAUCGAGGGCAGCAAUUGUUGGUAAUUUUGCUUCCAUCUGUAGAAGAUGUUUGAGGAUGGCUUUUAUUGAGAUAUAGAUACAGUAUUGAGCUUUCAAAUCAAAUUGUUUGAUGUACAUUAUCACUUGUCACACCAAUAUUAUCCCUGAAGUCUGUUUGCCUGGCUGUUAGUAGUGUGCAUUAUAAAAAUUAUUAAAUUAAUAUUAAUUUUGAAAAUUUGAUUUUAUAUUGUUGUUAAUUGGUGUCUGGUCUUAUUGUUAAUCGACAGAAUGCAGACAGGAAUGAAAACAUUUGCUGUAGAUGAGACUUCAGUUAGUGGCUACAUUUAUCACAAGUUGCUGGGGCAUGAAGUGGAAGAACAAGUGGUGAAGUGCCAGCUGCCAAAAAGGUUUGUUUUAGAGAUACAUGUGUAUAUGUCUUUCUUUGGCUGUGGGCAAGCAUCUCAUCCAGUGUAUGUCAGAGUUGAACUGGGAAAACAUUUUUAAAACAUAUCAGAGUCUGUUUGUCAAAGGAUUCCCCCAAGUUACACCAGAUUUUACCCUUCUCCAAAGUACUAGCAUGAGAGGGAGCUUCUUUGCUCUCGUGCGCACAAAGCACAUGUAGUGGAACACCAUGGGUUCAAAAAAAAUUGUAAUCUAUAGAUCUGAGAAAUUUUGGCUAUCAUGUGAGCAUCUGUCCAUACGACACACAUGCAUACAUCCACCCCUUACAUGUAAACCAAUGCCAAAUAUCACAUUUACUACCCACAUGGCCAAUUGGACUUUGGGAGAGAAAAAAGCAACGAAGCAACAACAAAGCAUAAACUAAUUUUUUUGCUGCUCUUGUUUCCAUUGCCAUUUAGCAUAACACGAUUUUAUUUUUUGUUUGCAGAAGUAUAUUAACGAGAGCUUUGGUUUUAGCCCUGGCUAAAUCUAAAUAUUAUUUUAGGAACAUUCAUGUAGGCUGGUGCUAGUCAGCACAAGAAAUGUAAUUAAGACAAAAGACUUGAAAAACCAACAUUUUUAUUAAGGGGUUAUAUUUGCCUUUAAAUUCUGGGGUUUUUGUUUUAGUUUUUUAAAAGUACUUUUCAGAUCUUGAUAUUUUAUUGAGAUUCUAGUAUACAGUUAAGAGUACCUUUACUGUUCAACUGGUCCUCCUGACUGUGGACCAUUAUCCUUUGAGACAAGGGUCUCUUAUAUGUGUGUGUAUUUUUACACAUCAGGUAAUCAAAUACUUCAACUUAUUUUCGUAAAAAUCUGUAAAUAAUCAGACAAAGUGUUUGUGUUAAGUUUUUGUGAAGUAAAACAACAUACAUAUAGCCAAUCCGGAUAUACACAUGGCUAUACAGGGCUGGUAUUUGCAGUCCUAAGCUUGUGCCUUAAAUUUGCCUGGUUGUGGUGGUUUUGCAGAACCAGAAACACAACCUGUUCAAGUCUUUCAAAAAACGUGCCAGUUAUAAUCAGAUGUACUAAUCUUGAUUAAACUAGUUCCACCCUUUUUUUUUAAUCUGAAAAGGAAGCUUCCUGUUAGGAACAAACCUAACAGUGAUGCCAUUUUGCAUUGUACAUGUACAUGUAAAUGUAACGACAAAUGCUGCCAGCCAACUUCAGCCCGUAAAAUGACUGUGGGUAAUGAUGGCUCUGAUGGUGGCCUGAAUGUGCAGUAACUUAAAUCCUAAGGAAUAUUUGUGUUUUCCACCCAUCUCUGAAGUAAUUUGUGUAUGAUCAUGUUUGUCACAGGUUUUCUGCACAAGGGCUACCAGAGCUUAACCAUUCCCAAGUGUAUGCUGUAAAAACAGUGCUUCAAAGGCCACUCAGUCUUAUUCAGGUCAGUGGAUAACACAGUUUCUUGGAUGUUUCCCAACUUCUUUUGGCUACAUGUUUACAAGUCAAUCAGGUUAUGUUAUGGUUGUGAAUGAAUUCUCAUUCUUAUUUCUUUUGUUUGUAGGGACCCCCAGGUACUGGGAAGACAGUGACCUCUGCUAGUAUAGUUUAUCACUUGGCAAAGCAAAAUAAUGGGUGAGUGUUAAAACACUGAUUAUUCCUGUAAAAACAAUACAGUCUUUGUCUCUAGAGCAAAUGAAUCUGUUAGUUCAUUAUACUUCAUGGAAUUCCGCUAUCUUCUGAAUAAGUUGAGACUAACUGUGGUUGCAUCCUUGUGAGUACUUCCUUUUUACACCUUUUAUGAGAUUGUUCAGUUUAGACAAUCCGUUUGAUGCCAAUGAUCAUUAUGAAAUUUUGGCUGGUUCCUUAUUGACAUUACUUAAUGCAGUGGCCAUGAUUGAAACCCCUGAAAUUAAUGAAAACUCCUAAAAUACUUGUUAAUGUGUUUGUGAUUUUGUUAAUUCAUUUUUCAUUUUCUUAAAGACAAGUUCUAGUGUGUGCUCCUAGUAACAUAGCAGUGGAUCAACUUACAGAAAAGAUACAUAAAACAGGACUAAAGGUGUGGUUGUUUUAGAUGUGUUAACAGAACAUCCAUUUCUGGUCAUCCAGUCUCUUCUGGCUGCAUGUGUCCAUUUAAUUUUUGUAUGAAACAAAUCAAUAAACAACUGUUUAUACCAAGGAUUCGGCAUGCAGUUUUGAAAGGAAUCGUCAGACUUUGUGUGUAUCCUGUCAUAAGCCAAAUUUUGGAAUUAUCAUAGUAGCUCUUACUCGCUCUUGUAUAAGCGCCUGGGCCCUUAUUUCAAAUUUUAGCUAAAAGGAUUGGCGUUUAUUUGAAGGAGGGCACUUAAUAGAGGGGGGCUGUUAUUACGUUCCUCUAAACGAAUUAGAGAAUGGUCUAGCUGUUCCUUGGGAGUUUACAGCAUUUACCAAGAGUGCGGCAAUAGGACAAAAAUUGAAAGGAGAGAUAACGCACAUAAAGGAUCUCUGAAAGCACAUGGAUAUAUAAAUAUCUGAAAGUGAGUUAUCAGAAGAGAAACUAUUCCCCUGUACUGAUUCUGCUGUUGUCAAAGCCUAAGUGUCUAUAAAAGCUGGUUUUCCUUGUAUCCCUACUAUUUAAGGAGGAAGGGAGGGGGAUGCUUAUUUGUUAUUAUGGCCUUGUAGUGGGUGCUUAUUUGGGGGAGGGCGCCUAUUAGAGCAAGGGAGCUUAUUCAAGGAAAUACAAUGUUAAUUUGUAUUCUGAGAACAGGUUGUAAGACUGUGUGCCAAGAGCAGAGAAGCAAUUGACUCCCCUGUGGCAUUCCUUGCUUUGCACAAUCAAGUGCGUAACAUGGACAGCGUCCCUGAGCUUCAGAAGCUGCAGCAGUUGAAAGAUGAGGCUGGUGAGCUGUCUGCUGCUGAUGAGAAGAGGUACAGGUCUCUGAAGAGGAACUGUGAGCGGGAACUCCUUCAGGUUGGUGGCAGGAACUUGUCCACUCAUAAUAAUUAGAGAAUUUUGUAAAAUCCAAAUCCUACAUGUAUAAGGUGCGAUUGAAGAAAUUUUAUUUUGAAUGGACACAGUUUGGUCUAUAAAAGCAAGAACCAUCUUGCAAAAUUUUAGACCGCACUACAAGAAAGUAUUGCUGUAGACGUUUUAUAUUUAAGGCUUAAGCACAAGUACCUAUCCUAUGUAAUAUGGCCAGCAGGAUAACCUCUUGUGAAAUUCAUGAGGUCAGCCUCGGGGCAAGUCUAAGGUUUUAUUGGAAUGGUCGUGUUUUAAACAUUUACAUGUAUUUUUUCUUUCACAUACAUCUGAAAACCUUCUGCAGUUGUAGAACUUUCAAUUUUCGUGCCUACUUAGUUGAUGUGGAUAACAAAAAACUUGGUUUUAUUCUCCCCUAAAUAAAAUUUGGUAAGCUGAUUUUGUUUACUUGGUGAGUAUUAAUAAUUUAUUGCAACAUUUCAGCAUGCAGAUGUCAUCUGCACCACAUGUGUUGGAGCUGGAGACCCUCGCCUAUCUAAGUUCAGGUUCCGCACAGUGUUGAUUGACGAGUCAACUCAAGCUACUGAACCUGAGUGCAUGGUACCAGUCAUACUAGGCUGUAAACAGGUUAGUUAGCAUGUUGCUGAAAGAGCUUGCUUAACUCAUUCAGAUAAGGUUUUGGGAGGGAAAAAUAGUAGUAUUCUCCUCUGAACUAAAUGCAUGCAAUGAUGGAGAACACAUACUACAUGUAUGAAUAAAUUUACGAUGUAGAAAUAUGCAGCAGGCAUUUGUUAUUCUCCUAUGAUCCUGAUUACCACUAGUUAUGAAUGCUUUUUAUUCCUAAUCCAAGAGGUCAAAUACAUACAGUCCACUUGAACAGUUCACAUUUUACAAUUACUAUCUUUUGGAGCUUGAGAUCUCUAAGAUCCUGCCAAACACUGAAUUCUCCUUGUUUCAGAAUGAACAGUGACAUGUAAGAAUUCUCUUUUCAGCUGAUCCUGGUUGGAGAUCACUGUCAGCUUGGACCUGUAGUGAUGUGCAAGAAGGCAGCUAAGUAAGCCUGUGAUACAUGUGUAUGUUUGAACUUUGCCCCUGUAAAAAGACUUGAGGGCCUCUAAAAACUGAGAGAGAGAGAGAGAGAAAUGCGACAUGCAUAACUUAUUGUACAGACUGCUAUUAACAACUUAGUUUGGAAAGCUGGUGUGCUAACUUAGAACAAACGCCACUGGAUCGCAGUCAGCAAUUACCAGCACCGUACAAACGACUUACUGACAGACUCGAGCAAAACUGUCAACUACAGAAUGACUGGAUAACCGACAAUUUGUCUAGCAAUAAAUGACUGCUCAACUGUGACAAAAAGAUAGAUCGACACGCACCAGUGACAUUUAAGAGUUUUCAUAACCAAUAACAUCACGGCUUAACUGAUAGACGACCAAUAACAUAGCGACUUUACGGACCAAUCAGGUCAAUAACCAGAGUUUAAUACCAUCAACUGAAAGGAUACAACUCACUUUUACUCUGAAGAUGAUUGCCGCACAGGUUAUCGAAACGUCAUGCACUGUCAACAACAGUCCUAUUCACAACUACGAUCAACCGGACAAUCAUGUUCCACCUACCUAUGAAAUUACUCCUGGGUUCAAACCUUUCACAGCGAGAAAGAAAAAGGGAAAACAAGCUUGUCGGCGAAAAUAAUUACUCUUUCAAAGCAGUUCCCCUAAUUACAUUUAAUUUAUUACGAAUUGAGUGAGAGGCUCCCAUCAAUACCACGGAAUCUAGUAUUAUCACAUUCACCCAUCAGUUGCUUCGCAUGAAUGUGCCGCAUACUCAAGGAUAUCAUCAGCUGAGUAGUUGGUUGAGCAUACUUGCAGUUCAUCAUAGAAAAUUGUGUAAUUUAAAGCUCUUAAAAAUUUCUCCUUUUGGGUGUUUUAUGGAAUUCAGUUAACAGUAUUAAUUUGUGUAGUACUCAUAAAUGUUUGUUGUUGUUUUGUUUAUUCUCUCCAGUGCUGGUCUGUCCCAGUCGUUGUUUGAACGUCUUGUGGUACUUGGUAUCCGCCCAAUUCGUCUGCAAGUCCAGUACCGUAUGCACCCUUCUUUGAGCGAGUUUCCAUCCAAUCUGUUCUAUGAUGGCACUCUUCAGAAUGGUGUUACUAUUGGUAAGCUUGUCCUGCUUUCCAGUGUAAUAUUCCCAAACCGCCAAGCAGACGGUCUUUCGGCAGCAGUUUCCACCACGAUGGUUGCUUGACGUAUUAAUCGUAUUAAUUUGAGUGUCCGAAAUCAAAAUUCAGUUUUAAAAAGCCUUAAAAUUAAUUUUGAGAACUUAUGUAUUGAAAAUGGAAAGCACCAUAGGAAUGUACGAAGUAGGCUUCAUUUUAAUGGUAACUUUUGUAGGAUUUUGUCAAAAGUAACAAGUAGAACCUGUUGCAUAUUGAAUAGUACCAUGUGAAAGUCAGUACUGCUGAAGAGGUGUCAUUUGAAGGGCCACACCAUAGGAUUUCAUCCACAGAUUCAAAAGUUAGAACUACAUACUAAGUAAGUAGUACCAUGUGAAAGUACUGCUGAAGAGGUGUCAUUUGAAGGGCCGCACCGUAGGAUUACAUGCACAGACUCAAAAGUUAGAACUAUAAGGCGCGUUGCCAUAAUUGACUCCUGGUGCAAAAGGCUCUACGGUUGUUGUUCAGUAAUGAAUAAUUGUUUGUGUGUUUAAUUUUUAUUCAGCUGAACGUCAGCAGUCAGGAGUUGACUUUCCUUGGCCUGUUCCUGACAAACCAAUGUUCUUUUACUCCACCAUGGGCCAGGAAGAAAUUGCCUCGUCUGGUACAUCCUACCUCAACAGGUAUUCCUCAAUUAGCUAGUGAUUCCGUUUCCAAGAGUAGAAAGACCCAUCUUUACUUCGGUUUUUAUCGAGCUACUAAUGCCAUGCUUUUCCUUAAGUAACAGCCUGCAGGCGCUACAGCGGAACUAGCAGCUUUUUGAGACAGUAGCCUUUUGGAUUGGUCAUAGAAAGGAAAGAGGAAGGAAACUUCGUUGCAUUCGAAACGAGCGGAGUGGAGUUUAUUUCUCUUUUAAAUUGUUUAGAAGAUUCGUUACAAAAAGCUGAUACACUAGAUAGAACAAUUUAUUUUUUCGUAGCUACUCAUUUUUGUUGGGUAUAUGAUUGUCGUUGUGGUUUCCAUUUUCCUGAAUUUUUCUUUUCGUUUCUUUUUUUUUUAGAAAAGACCUCCACUUUUUCAUUUUCUAUGCAUUGAAAUUCUUACUUCGUAUAGCUUAUCUUUUUCCAGGGGUCAAUUUAAUAACAUUUUUACAAGUGUAGCUAUUGUAUUUAGACCCUGAAACAAUGGCUACCUUUGUAAAUUACGCGUGUGAAAGUUUUAUUAAAUUGACCCCAGUGUUCGGGGAAUAAAAUUCAAGAGGCCACACCGGUAUUCAAAUCGGUAAUUAUUUGCCUGUCUCGUCUAUUGAAUCAAGCUUUCGAGUUUUUAAUCAAACCUAAAAUUGAACUUUGUGGUUGUGUUAUACAACUCAUUGUUUGUUGCGUCGAACAGGACUGAAGCUGCCAAUGUGGAGAAGAUUGCCACUCGAUUUCUUCGUGCAGGAGUCAAGCCAGAGCAGAUUGGAGUGAUCACUCCAUACGAAGGACAGAGAGCCUAUAUAGUACAGUACAUGCAGUUUAGCGGAUCACUUCACGCCAAUCUCUACAUGGUAAUAAUAUGAAGACUUAGUAAUACCUUCAUACAUUCGUCUAUUUCAACCAGAACCGCUUUAACACAAAUGCUGUAUCUUUACAGAAAAUGUAAGUUCACUGUUGUAAUUCUCUUUUGUUGGUGACUGUAGGAAAUCGAGGUGGCCAGCGUGGAUGCUUUUCAGGGUCGAGAGAAGGAUUACAUUAUUCUUUCUUGUGUGCGCUCAAAUGAACACCAGGUAGUUACCUAUUUAUUUGUUUGUUUAUUUGUUUAUUUAUUUAUUUAGUGUAGAUUGUUUUAUGAAAUUUGCAUUUGCAGCUACACUGUAGCAAGCUAAUUUUUGGCGUCAAUCCCAUUAUUCUUACCCAGUUUAUUAUUUUGUAUUUUUGUUUACAGGGCAUUGGUUUCUUGAACGAUCCCAGACGUCUGAAUGUGGCGUUGACUCGAGCAAAGUACGUACUUCCUUAGUCUCCUUUAGUUUCCUAGGGCCGGCAAAUAAGAACAAUCUACAAACCAUUCAAGUGUCGCUGUUAUUGGCACAAAGUGGCAAGUGAGGACAUUGCUGUCUUUAUGUAUCAUACUGAAGACAGGACCGCUAUUGUAAGAGCGAUGUCAGUACCGAAGUGCUCCUCAGUUAUUUUAACACCCUUCGAAUAAAUUCGGUCCCGGUGAUCAAACCCGCAGCUCCUGCUCCGCAGGCCAACGCUCUACCGACUGAGCAAAUCCUGCUGCGGUCUUAGUUUCAAAGUCGACUAGAAGGGAAACGAUUGUCGUGUCCGCGAAGCAGGAUAAAACCGAAAACGACAUCCGCAGUUGCCAUUUUGGUGGGUAAAAGUUAGCCUCCCCGCAGACGUCCUUUGGGGUUCGUUUGUCACGCAUUCAUGCGUAACAAACGAACCCCAAAGGACGUCUGCGGGGAGGCUAGGUAAAAGUGAGCCGUGAUAUUGCUUUGUUGCGCGAAGGAUUGUGGCGGUAAACAUGUCUUGCUCACGUGAGACUUUCCUAGUAUAGGUGAUGCUCGAUCUCGAUUGGUACUUUCGAGGAUCGGGCCUUGUCAAUGCUCCUGUGUGGGCACUGGCGGGCGGCAUAAUCCUGUUGGAAGUAGCAAUUUUUCUUGCUGUUCCGUUCCGCCAGGCCGUGUUGGGUUUCUUAUCUUAAACUGGAAUUUAUUUUGUACGCAGGUAUGGCAUCAUUGUCAUCGGGAAUCCCAAGAUUUUGUCCCGGGUAAGUUGUGUGGCUAGUGAUGUAAGCUUUCAUCUAGAACAAGACGUCGAUGCAUUAAUGAACUUUGACAGUAAAAGCUAAUUUUAUUCUCUCUGAUUGUUACUUACGUAUCAUGUUUUCCUCUUUAACUUGCAGCAACCCCUGUGGAACCACCUGCUGAACUACUACAAAGAAAACAAGGCUUUGGUGGAAGGUGAGUCCUGUGCAUGUCCGGUCUGCGGGUUCUAGCUAAAGCUACAGUAAAACGGGAAACCAAAAACGUGCAACCGGUUUUGCAACAUUGCUGCGAAACGAGUUAAUAGCGAUGUUGGGCGUGUUACCACCCACGUUCCAACCUGUCUUGCAACAAGCAAGGUUGCAAGGGUUUUUUUUCGUGGGCGCUAAAAAGCGCAACAUCGCUAGUCAACUCGUUUUGCAGCAAAGUCGCCAAGCAAGUUGCACGGUUUUUGUUGCCCGUUUUACCCGUAACUCAAGUGGUACAUGUUGUUAACAUUACGCUUUUGUUGCUCUACAGGACCCUUGAACAAUCUGAAGGAGAGUAUGAUUCAGUUCAGUAAACCAAGGAAGCUUGUCAACCGUACCAAUCCGGUAACGAGACUCUUCUCUUCCUAGUAUAAACAUAGCAACUUGAAGCAAACAAAAAGUCUGUCUCCUCUUCACGUCAUGCUAACGUUAGGGGGUGUUCCCGGGGUUUCGAAAACGGUUGUUUAUAGCCAUAAUGAAGUGUUGUGGUAGUUUGCCAAAAGCGAGGGGAGACUAGUGGUGUGGAAGUUGUUUAGUGUAUCUUUACUCUCGUUAUGUUAUUUUGUCAUCGCAUUAAGUACAACUUAUUAAUAAGUUAACUGUCAUUGUUGUACUCUGCAUUUCAUUAAUUUUGUUCUUCUUGAGGCUAGCCCGCAAACAUUCAAAUUAUGGUAUUCAAUGCUGGUAGAUAGGAUAUCAGGAUGUUCUAUUGAUCUCAAAAUUCCUCUGCCAUGCAACAGAAACCUUACUGAUAGAUGAACUAAUGGUUCUUGUUUCAUUAAUAUCAUCAGGGAGGUCGUUUCAUGAGCACCACAAUGUUCGAUGCGCGCGAGGCCCUGAUCCACGGCAGUGUGUAUGAUCGACAGAUACCCCAUGCACCAAUGGACCCCGCUGCCUUCCACGACGCCUACAGUUACACCCAUGACCGUAUGGGCUACAUCGGCGCCGAAAGAGCCAUCCCCCCUGCUGCAGCCGCUAGGAUCCCGGUACCCGUGGGAAUGUUUAUCCCCCCUGUACCGCCCCCACAUCACAACUACUUUGGACAGGUAUGAUUGUUUGCUGUUGGUCUCCCAUGUAGCUUUUAUUAUUGUCAACAUCUGUAUCACUAGAAAGUCAAAGAAAAUUACUGCGGGAUGACAGGGACUAACUGAGUUUCACGUCCCACAUCUAUUCGCUGAUAAAUUUACCUUGGUUUGCUUACGUCGCUAGAUAUGUUUGUCGAAAGUGCGUUUCAGUUCAACUUUUUACCGUCAAAACCUUGCUUUUCCCUGAAAACUAUCUUUGAAUUCAUAUUUCCUGGCAUCGCACAACUCAACCACGGACUAUGUCGUUUUCAUAUCGGGAAGUGAGUUCGGUCGGAGCCGAAGAGCCGAUCUCUGUCAAUGCAAAGCGAGCGAGUGACACAUUUGCAUAUCGAAACCCUUUGGAUACUCGUCGGAUAUCCACGAGUUGAAAACCGAAUUUCGCGAGGGUUUAUGCGAGUUACGUAUGGGCUGCCAUUCUUUUGAUAUUUUGGCUAAUUGCAUGUUAUCAUAUCUUAUUUUCCUUUUUGUUGUUUCUCCUAGCCUCUCGCUGGUCGCAUGCCACAUGGCCGUCCGGUUCAGCAGCCCCGUCAGCGAAACCAACGAAACCAUCACCCGCACCAGCCAAUGGCUUAUGCCCCUCACAUGCCAGCCAGCCAGGCAAGCCAGGUAGGACCAAGUUUCUUUCAGACAGAAAUUGAUGAGAGAUAUUGCUUUUUCGCUCAAUGCUUGAGUUGUUUUCUUCUUGACAGGACGCUUCCCAGCCUCUGUCCCAGGGUCCGUUGACUCAAGGUGGCAUGUCCAUGAGCCAGCCCAUGGCCUCACAGCCCCUGUCCCAGCCGGACUUGUCUCAAGACAGUUACCUAGGAGACGAUUUCAACCUGAAGUCCCAGGCAGACGCGGUUCUAUCCCAGGACUCCACCUACCAGGGGGAGAGGGGAGGUUACAUGAACUCCCUACCAGACUACUCCCAGCCAAACUAUGCCUCCCAAUACUGA
This is a messenger RNA of Porites lobata, 17992 nucleotides long. The record is from the annotation of a GenBank genome assembly. Lineage: Eukaryota; Metazoa; Cnidaria; Anthozoa; Scleractinia; Poritidae.